UGCCUCGCCUCACAUUUAGACAACAGCGACCUCAUCGCUUGCAUGGUAGUAACGAAGGACGGUGGACAGGCCCAGCGCUUCCUGGCCGUUGAUGUGUACCAGAUGAGCCUGGUGGAACCGGACAGCAAACGCCUCGGGUGGGGCGUGGUCAAGUUCGCGGGCCUGCUUCAGGACAUGCAGGUGUCCGGCGUUGAGGACGACAGCAGAGCCCUGAACAUCACUAUCCACAAGCCCACGUCCAACCCGCAUGCUAAGCCAUUCCCCAUCCUGCAGGCCAGCUUCGUGUUCGCCGACCACAUCCGCUGCAUCAUAGCCAAGCAGCGGCUGGCCAAGGGCCGCAUCCAAGCCCGGCGCAUGAAGAUGCAACGUAUAGCCGGUGAGUCUCCAUCCAAGCAGUCCGUAACAGACGAGUAG
Messenger RNA from Paramormyrops kingsleyae, 414 nucleotides. The record is from RefSeq and is a predicted model, not a curated record. NCBI's taxonomy places the organism in Eukaryota, Metazoa, Chordata, Actinopteri, Osteoglossiformes, Mormyridae.